Messenger RNA from Micropterus salmoides (largemouth bass), 2363 nucleotides. Its product is annotated as inositol 1,4,5-trisphosphate receptor-interacting protein. NCBI's taxonomy places the organism in Eukaryota, Metazoa, Chordata, Actinopteri, Centrarchiformes, Centrarchidae. The record is from RefSeq and is a predicted model, not a curated record. The transcript has 2 exons. The coding region runs from base 122 to 2083 and encodes 653 amino acids. Gene Ontology annotation, cellular component: membrane.
CCACUGAGCCUGUAGCUGUGCAAGGUUGGUUUCUUGCUUCCUUCUUUGUUCACUCACUUCACUCAUUACCGGAACAUCUCACUAUUUUAUUGAUUCAUCACUUCUUUUGACAGUAUUGACGAUGCACAGCACUCUGCUGCGAGUGUUUGUGGUGGCUCUGGGUCUCCUAACGCACCCAAGAGAUGACCCCGGGGUUGAGGAAUGGGGUGAUAUCACCACAGUGGGCAUGCAAAAGCAUGAAGAGAGGCUGCUGAGAGGAGAAGAAAAACUGGACCAUGAAAUGGCACAUAUCAGUAAGGAAAGGAUGUAUGCUGGGCCUGGAGAUGACACUCCCAAGGAACUUGUUGAUCGGUCUGAUCAGCAAGUUACUGAAAAAGAUAAAAUGUCAGACUUAGAUGAUGUGAAUGUCAUAAAACAGCAAUCAGAGGAAGACAAUGUUGAUCACAAAUUACAAGAAGGGGGAUAUUUUAUAGCAGAUUUGGAUCAGCAACAAAACUCCAAAAGUGAAGGUGAGACUGCUCUGAAAACGUCACAAAUUGACCAUGAGCAAAAGGGAAAUUUACAGCUGGACAUGAGGAGUAAACAGGGAGAAGAUGACUCUUUUACAGACCCAAGCAGACCACACAGGCAACAGGAAAAGCCGGAAGAGAAGGAAAUGUUCAGCUCCAAAGAACAAGAAUCAGCUCUGUCACACCUUCACACCAAGACAUCAGAAAAUGAAACUUCAGAGAACACCAUCGCUGACUGGGAGGGGGAUUAUCUCUGGUACUCAUGGAACAUAUUCUCCAUCAUCUCCAUGAUCCGCUUCUUUAGGAAAUACCUAGAAAGAAAUUCCCAAAUGAAGAAAGAAGAAACCAGGGCCUUCCCAGAGACCUGCAUGGCUGCUGAAGUGCCACUGCCAGACAGCCACACUCUGCAGCGAUUUCAUUCUAAAUGUAUUCAAGUAUCAUCCAAUAACAAAUGGAAGGAGGAUGAGUUUUUAGAGGGGUUUGCAAAUGAUCUAUUGGAUGCUAUGAGGAGUGUCUGUGAUAGCAAUGACGGUAUGUUGAUUGAGGACUUUCAGAUGGUGGGUGUGUGUGAUAUCAUCGUUCCCUUUAGCCCACCUGACCCUUAUAGUUUUCAGUGUCUGCUGUGGAACAACCAGGCGAGUGACGAGCUGCUAGAUAUGCAAGUCUGUGGCCAAAUAAAACUGGUAGAAAAUAAGAAAAUCCAAAAUGGCUGCCACUGUCAGUCUCCUGAUGCAGAUGAUAUGGUUUGCCUGCUGCAUUGUGAGACUGCGAAAGUAAUGACAAAAAUUACUGAUGUUUGUGAUGGACUUCUGUGCAUGAAGAACUCCCCGUUCUUGUCAAAAUCACUGGUUACCAGAUGGUUUCAGAGCGCUAUCAAACAAGCGUGGGCACUGAUUUCACAUAAGUAUGAGUUUGAGCUUAACAUCCGCUACAUUGAUGCUCCAGGUGCUCUGGUCAUUCGAUUUAGAUCAGGGAAGAAGCUAAGCUUCAGUAUGAAUCCUGUGGUUAAAUUCAAAACCGAUGCUCAUUUCUUCAUUACUCCUUGCUCCCCAAAGAACUUGGAUACUUACUGGACACUCUCCCUGACAAGCCAUCUUGAUAGUUUCUUUGAACACAUGGCUAGACACCUGCCUGGAAAUUCAUGCCACAGUCAAACUCUUGAAAUUGCCCAGUUCCUUCACCGGAAACAGGCAGCACUGUCUGGAAGUAGUGUGCUCAAGGAGGUUCAUUUCAAAACUGCACUAAUGCAUCUGCUUUUGACCAGAGCCCCAUCACAGUGGAAACCCAACGUUGGGACUUCCAGGCUACGAGAUUUGUUGGCCUUCAUGGAGAGAAGCCUUGAGAACAAGCAGUUGAACCAUGCCCUUAUUGGGAACCCCUUGACACAGAAAAUUAUUGAACUUCCUGCUGAAUUCACUAAAGCAAAGACUGUGAAUCUCUUCCAUCCCCUUGUGGUACACAACUGCAUCUACAGAGAUGCAGUGACACAUUUUCAGGAAAUGCUUAGAAAUGCAGACUUGCUCAUACAUGAAUAUGCUGGGCAGUGUACAGACAAUGCCAGUUGCGCCAUUUAAAGAGUCAUAAGCAUUAAGAUUUUAAAUUCUGCUUUUAUUCUCUUCUGUCAGAGUGAAUGAGUUAUGUCAUGAUAAUAGCAAGUGAUCCAUUUCUCAUUUAAAAAUCAUGUCUACAUAAUUCUGUCAGUAAUCAUUUUCCCAUCGCUUUAAGUCUUCAUGCUCUGCCACGUCGGGGUCAACAAAACUGAACGUGUCAAGGGAAUUCAUCCGAGGGUCAACCGCUGCAUAGUCAUCCUUGCCGCUUGCGACGACCUCCCAAGAGUGACUUGAGAUCAUACCC